AUGGCGGCAGUGGUGGACAAGUGGGAUGUGAAGCAGAUGGAGCCCAGAGAAGGCUCUCUUCGUGAUCAUCCAGGUGCUGAAGGUGGUGACUACAUCUUCCUCAUCUCCCUCAGCAUGAUGGGCGACGCGAUUACCGUCAUCGGUGGCCCCACCGCCGGCGCGGUCUUCCGGAACAACGCCAUCUUCGACAACCCGUUCGCGGGUUGCUCCCUCGGGAUCCUGGCGACAGUGCUGGUGCAGUCAUCGUCGACCAGCACCUCCAUCAUCAUCACGAUGACUGCGGCAGGCCUGAUCGAUCCCAAGAACGCCGUUUACAUGAUCAUGGGGGCGGACAUCGGCACAUCCGUCACCAACACAAUCGUCAGCAUGUCCCACAUGGGCGACGUGAACCAGUACCGCCGGGCGUUCGCGGGCGCAACGGUGCACGAUUGCUUCAAUCUGCUGACAGUGUCCAUCUUGCUCCCGCUCGAGUACUUCACCCACAUGCUCUAUCACAUCGGCAGCGCCCUUGUCGAGUCCGGAUUCAAGCACGUUCUAUGUUCUCGGUCGUACCCGCUGAGAAAGCGCUUGCGGCUGUUCGACAGCGUCGUGGGCCCGGUCGCGUUGUAUGCGUGUGAAUGCUGGACGCUGGAUGCUACGUCCAGAAACAGACUCAGAGUCGAGUGGAGAAAGAUGCUCCGGAGCAUGUUUCGCACAGCCAGGGCCGCGGACGAAACGUACUUGGAGAACAUCAAGCGCUCGACCAUGAGGAUAGAGGAGUAUUGUUCCAAUUUUCGCAUCAGAAACUGGGUGUCCAUCCAACGCGCUCGCAAAUGCGCGUUCGCAGCCCGCGUCUUCUUCGACGCUGGGAACAAGGGGCCGCUCCGGCUACCGGAGCCGGCGCGCAGACUUCCUGUCCUUGUCGAGUCCGCCGGCAUCGAGGAGGACCAGGAGGCGAAGGAGAAAGUCGACUUCAUCAAGGUGCUCACGAAGCCGGUCACCUCUCGCCUGAUCUCUGUAAACAAGAAGUUGGUGACCAAGGUCGCACAGGCGUGCGACCAGGACACGCUGGGCGACCUGCUGGCACAGUCGAUCAUCCAGAACAAGCGCACCCAGGACAACCAUAUGUUCCUGGACACGCCCCUGAGUGACGAGGGGGCUGGGUGGCUGCUGCUGGUCAUCUCCCUGGUGAUGCUGUCCACCGCGCUUAUCCUCCUGGUCAAGCUGCUGCGGGCGAUCUUUCGGGGCCGCGCCGCGAUUUGGAUGCAGGGGCUGCUGAAUCUGGAGUUCAAGACGGUGCCCUUUGUGGCCGACUACAUCCUUAUCCUCUUCGGUGUGGGCAUCACUAUCCUCACGCAGAGCAGCAGCAUCACCGCCUCGACGCUGACGCCGCUCGUCGGAAUCGGCCUGAUCAAGCUUGACAAGAUGUCCCCGUUCACCGUCGGCGAGAACGUGGGCGCCACCGUCACGGGCAUGCUGUCAGCGCUGGCGGGCUCGAACGUCGCGACCGGCAUGACGGUGGCGUUUUCGCGCCUGUUCUUCAACCUCAUCGGCGCUUUGAUCUGGUUCCCGAUUCCUGCCAUGCGCGCCGUGCCGCUCACCAUGGCCAGGGCGCUGGGUAGCAUGGCCGCGGACGUGCGCUGGUUCCCCCUCGCCUACAUCAUCGCCGUCUUCGCGGUCAUUCCGGGCCUGCUCCUGGGGCUGUCCCUGAUGCAUUGGGCGGCACUCGUGCUCGUGGGCCUUCCGCUCCUGCUCCUGCUGAUCGCUGGCUCCUGCGUCUUCGGCAUGCGCGCCUGCCGCCCGGAGCGGCUGCCCGCGGUGCUCAAGAAGGACUUCUCAUUCAUGCCGCCCAGCAUGAAGAUGGCCUCCGCGGACGGCGAGGCUCGGUCCGCCGCGGUGGAGGAGUCGAAGAUCGGCAGCACCGACAUCGGCGGCGCGAGGCAGUGGUGGCUGGCGCCCUGUGCCUACGGGCUCGGCUGGUACUCGAUCAUGGUGCUGCUGAUGGCGGUGCCGAACGCCAAGUGGUGCGACAUGAAGUACGCGUCCUUCGACGCCCGAGACCACGUCGGCAUCGGCGCCUGGAGCGCGUGCUCCGCCAUGUUUGCGGAGGAGGUGGGCUGGGCCCCGAGCCCCCUCACGGGCGCGGACCUCGAUGCGCACCUCGCGACGUGCAUGGAUGGCCUCAGCUCCGCCUGCGCCGACCAGAGCGGCUUCUCCACCGUCCUGGGCGCCGACGCCGUCCUUCGAGGAGUCGUGGCAGGGGUGCUCGAGCGCCACGACGGCGGACUGGCUGAGCCAGUGCGAGGCGCUGACUGGGUGCGGCGACCUGCAUGCGACGCAUGCGCCAACGUGUCCGCCGCGGUCUCCCGACCGUGCACCAUCGACUACAGCCAGUCGGGCACCGAGUGGGCCGCGGCCCCGGCGUCGUCCUGCAGCGCGGACGCCUUGCCGAAGGGGGACAAGCGUGACAUGCGCAAGGUGCUCUGGGGCACCGUUGCCGCCUUCGGCGUGGCCUGGGUCUUCCUGCUCGCCGCGUGGGCCAGCGGCCUGAGCGCGCUGGGGCAGGAGACGACGUGCUGGGUCCAGGACGACCAGAACGACGGCAUCGUGGCGGCCAAGGGCAAGCUCGGGGACAUCGCGAACGGCGCCGGCUACGGGCUCGGCUACGUCAUCGGGGGCUGGGCCCUGCUCAACCCGAUCCUCGCAGUCACGGCGCUCCGCGUCGUGGCCGACGUGAAUGCGGGCCCUCCGAAGAAGGAGGAGGCCAGCGAGGACGGUGCGGCCGAAGCGGCUUUUCGCGACAAGUGCGACGUCGCCUACGUGGCUGAUCGUGCCGAAGCAUGCUGCCAGUAA
Messenger RNA from Prorocentrum cordatum, 2832 nucleotides. The record is from the annotation of a GenBank genome assembly. Lineage: Eukaryota; Dinophyceae; Prorocentrales; Prorocentraceae.